Williopsis jadinii is the source of this 1683-nucleotide messenger RNA. Its product is annotated as MFS general substrate transporter. Gene Ontology annotation, biological process: transmembrane transport. The transcript has a single exon. NCBI's taxonomy places the organism in Eukaryota, Fungi, Ascomycota, Saccharomycetes, Phaffomycetales, Wickerhamomycetaceae. The coding region runs from base 1 to 1683 and encodes 560 amino acids. The record is from RefSeq and is a predicted model, not a curated record. Gene Ontology annotation, molecular function: transmembrane transporter activity.
AUGACAGGCCAGACCAUCAACUACGACGCUAUACCGGGCAACACAAACCUUGUGGACCUCGACGGCAGCAUGGCUGCCCGUCACUCGUCAGGGAACAAGAAGAUUGUGCUGAUUCCCACGCCAUCUGACGACCCAGAUGACCCGCUGAACUGGACUCCGCGCCGUAAGUGGAUGUCGAUGUUUUGUGUUGUUGUUUACACUUAUGGUGUUGGUAUCCCUUCUGCUGCUAUCUACUCUGUUUUGACUAAUAUCUCAGCGAAGACCGGUAUCUCACUUGGUGAUUUGAACUCGGGUACCGGUUACAUGUUCCUGUUCUUUGGCCUGGGUUGUAUGAUCUUCCAGCCUCUGGCCUUGCAGUAUGGUAAGAGACCAGUGUACCUGUUCAGUGUUCUCGCCACCGCAUUGGUGUGUAUUUGGUCUCCAUAUUGUAAGACGAAUGCCGAGUGGAUUGGUUCUAAGAUUCUCCAGGGAUUUGUUGGUGCUCCAAUUGAGUCCCUGUGUGAAAUCUCUGUUUCAGACAUCUUCUUUGAACAUGAAAGGGCCACUGGUAUGAGCAUAUAUGGACUUGCCCUGCUUACAUCAAACUACAUCGCUCCGGUGGUGGCAGGCUUCAUCACUAACGGCAUGGAAUGGGAGUGGGUGAUGUAUUUCUGUUCCAUUUGGGGAGCAGUGGCGUUCAUCUUUCUGUUUUUGUUCAUGGAGGAGACCAACUACAACAGAAAAGUCAACCCUGUAAAGGUGCUUGAAGCUAUAACUUCCAUCGAUAUGGUUGCCGAAAGUGAUAUGAAUGUCUCUUCAGAUAACGAGAAAAUAAAUCCAGUUCUUUCAAACAAGACGGUGGAAGAAAGAUUAGGGAAUAUCAACGAAAACUUUGACACCUCUGACGAAGUUGAAUAUCCGAAAACUUCUUCAAGAACCUGGGUAGAAAAAAUGUCCUUUACGCAUGGUCUUAAGAGCAAGUUCCUCCUACCUCAUUAUCUUCUUGGUCCAUUCAAAAUGCUUUUCUUUCCAUCUGUCCUCUGGGCUGGGUUUGUUUAUGGUUCCUCUUUGGUUUGGUUUAACCUGUUGAAUGCUACUGCCGGUAUGAUUCUGACCGCUCCUCCAUACAACUUUUCUCCAUCUAUGGUUGGUUUGUCCUACAUUUCCCCAACAAUCUUUUCAUGUGUAUUCUUCUUCCUCUCAGGUGCUUUGUCUGACUGGAUGAAGGUGUUUUUCGCAAAGAGAAGACCUGAUGGUCUCUCAUACCCGGAAGAUAGACUUUGGAUUCUGAUCAUAUACAUGGUUCUAGGGUUCCUGGCUUCAAUUGGUUGGGGUGUGGGUGCGUACUAUGAGAAGCACUGGAUGCUUCUUGUGAUCUCCAUGGGUGUGCUCGGUGGAUGUGGUAUAUUUGGUGUUGCUGCUGGUGUCACGUACUGCUCUGAUUCCUACCACGAACUUGAUACAGAAGGUAUGGUGGUUGUGAUUGUUAUCAGAAACCUGAUGUCCUUUGCCUGUUCUUACGGUUUGACACACUGGGUCACAAACAUGGGGUUGAAGAACGCAUUCAUCUCCUCUGCUUGCAUCUUGUUGUUCUGUAACGGGACUUUCCUCAUUAUGAGAUACACUGGUCCAUACUGGAGAAAUAAGACCAAGCACCUCUACUGGAAGUUUGUCGAGGAGAACAGGAAAAUUCUUGAAGAUUAA